GCUCGCCGAUGAUCCCGAAGCGUGCAUCGCUAAGCGCGAAACCCGUCAUCCCAUAUUUCCCCCACCUCAAUGCCGCAGCCACAGCCACUGCGCCUUCUCCUGCGGCGCCGACCGCCUGGUCCGUACCGACUCUUCAGACCAUUCACUUCACGACGCUACACCUCCUCGCAAUCCACGAGCUCAAUCGAGACGCCACCACCGCCCACCCAGCUUCCACCCACCCACCCCUCCACGCGCCUCCAACGCACGCUGCAAACCCUCCAGACGACCGGCCACGGCCCCUCCUCGCGCAUCGAGCUCGCGCUCCGCGGCCUCGAGCAGCGCGAUGCACCCACGCGCAUCGCCGUGAUCGGCGCCAUCGCCACCAUCGUCCCCUCCCUCCUCAGCCUCGCUUCCUCCGCCGCCGAGGAUGAUCUACACGCCUGGAUCGCAGCCCACGACAAGCCCGGCCGCGGCUUGUUGAUCCGGCAUGGAGCGGCGCCGAAACUCACGACGCCCACGGGCUCGCCGCUGUCAAUCCUGACGGUACCAGUGCCGUUCUUGAAGGAUGUGGAGCUUGUGGCGACCGCGCACUGCGGCAGCGAUCCGCUCGUGCCGGUGUUUCAGGCCGCGGAUGUUCCCGGCUCAAGGGUGUUUGAGUACCCCGUGCACAAGGCGGUGUUGUAUGCAGGUGAGGGGGCGGAUGGGGUUAGGAGGCUGGUGGAGUUCCCGGUGCAGAGGGGGGAGGGCGAGGGUGUGUUAAGGGUGUUGGCACUGCCGGGAGCGGCGAAGGCGGUGGAGGAGGGGAAGGUGAUGGUUGUGGAUCCGACGAGCGGGCAGGCGGUGGAGCGGGUGAAGGAGUGGCUGCUUGAGGGGACUGCGUCGCCGGCCGAUGGCGGGGUAAAGCCCGUCGUCAAUGCGCUCCUGCGCGACAUUCUCUCACAUGCCCGUCUCUCACUCGCCUCGGAGCUCGUCGAGCCACCGCCAUCGGCACAACCCGCCGCGGAGAGUGACACGGCCGAGACCCUUGCCGCCGCUAUCGGCAUCUGGAGCCACUCCGCGCACCUCGAGCUUAAGUCCUCGAUCGAAACCGCGUUCGCGAGCAAGGAGUGGAACAAGCUGCACUGGUACAAGCUGCCCUACCGCAUCGACGACGUGCCGACCAUCGCACGGUACAUCCUGAAGACCGGGUUCCUGCCCGAAGCCGAGGGGGCAGCCACAUUCCUUGCCGGACGGAUGCUCGGCGCGGGAUACAACAAGGGCGCGCAGAUUCGGACCACCACCGGCGACGUGGUGCAGUCAGAUGGGAACAUCGCGCCGACACAUAUCCCCCUCCAGCGCGAGGCGGCGGUGAAUGAGCUGGUGCCCGUGCUGCACGCGGCUGGGCAGAGGUUUUUGUUCAAAUCGCUGGGUACGACGGCGCAGUUGGGCGCGCUCUCGGCGCUACUGGUCGCGGAGGAUGUGAGCUUGUACUCUGCGCUUAGUGUGGCGGCCCUAGGGACCGUGGGGAGCGCGAUGUGGUUGCAGAAGAGGUGGGGGAGCGAGAAAGUGAAGUUUCAAGAGGCGGUUAGGGAGAAGGCGAGGGUGGCGGUGGUGGAGAGUGAACGGUGGGCUUGGGGGAGGUUGAAGGAGGGAUUGGUGAAGGUGGUGGAUGAUGAGGUGGAAAGGGAGAGUAGGAGGAGGAGGAUGGUACUCGAGGAGGAGAUCAAGGAGGGGCUAGAGAUAUGUAAAAGUGAGAGCAUAUGUAGAACCAAAGGCCCAUAGAUCAAAGUCCUCCAUCAAGUAUCAAUCAUUAUCGGUGAUCGCUGGCGGUAUAUUGCCUAUUGACGCU
Messenger RNA from Tricharina praecox, 1810 nucleotides. RefSeq lists its product as uncharacterized. The transcript has a single exon. Bases 70 to 1743 code for a protein of 557 amino acids. NCBI's taxonomy places the organism in Eukaryota, Fungi, Ascomycota, Pezizomycetes, Pezizales, Pyronemataceae. The record is from RefSeq and is a predicted model, not a curated record.